CCUCAACCAACCUGCUGUCGCAUUGAGCCUGCAAAUGCAAUAGUUUCUUGUGCAGUGUUUUUCUACUCAUUUGAUGGACAACAAUCUGUUAUGGACUCAGAGACUGAAGAAGAAGUUGAAGCUUUGAAAGCAAUAUACUGUAAAGAAGGGGAAUUCUUUGAAAAUAGAGAAACCUGGGUUAUACAAGUGAACUUUGACCUCAGAUCUCAGUGCAACAAACUUAACUUUGGUGGAAACACUGGUGUCAGUUUCUGCCUGAAGCCACAGCACAUCCCAGAAUGCACUGUGGUUUGUUCACUUCUCCCCAAGGUAAAACUUCAACAACUGCAGGACCAGCUACAAGCAAAGGCCCAGAGCCUGCAGGGUCAACCCAUGAUCAUGGAGCUUUGCUGCUUGGCUGAGGAACUGUUACGUAAAGAAGUUGAUGCUUUGGUGAAUCUGUGCUCCACAGAUCCAAAUAUGUUUUACCCCUGUCUUCAACCUGAUACAGAGAGUGAGUCUACCUCAGAACGUCAGCCUAACGCUACUCAUGGGCCUGAUGGUGUUACAUUGAGUAUGUGUCCUGAAAAUCAUCAAGCACAUUUUUCUUCUGUGAUCUCACACACCCAAGUCUGUCACCCAGAGGCUAGUCAGACUAAAUACCUGGGCUCAAGGACUUCCAACACCAGUGAUACACCUUCUAGACACCUACUUUUAAGUUCUAACAUUAAUAUCAGUCAUGUAAAGACUAAUGAAUCAUCUUUAAGGACUAACAACACUAGUCAUAUACAUGCUGUAGAAUUGUCCUCAAGUACCUCCCACAUUAUGACAGCUCUACUUCAGCUAGACCACAUGAGAAGUAAACAAAGCUAUGUAAAACUGAUUAAAAAAUGGACCACUGAGCUCUCUCUGACUGGCAGGCUAAUAUUUCUGCAUAAAAUUAUUCUGAUCCUAAUUCAAGGUGAUGCUAGUUGUAUAAAGGAUUAUAUAAUCCGCAAUAGGACGUGCAAUGUGGAUGUGGAUUCUAAGGGCAGGAGCUGCAAGGAAAAGAUGUUGUCAGUUCUGUGUGAACUACAGACUGAGAUAUCUAACAGAUUUCCUGAUUUCUGUAUUCUUGAAUUGGAAUCAGCUACAGAGUUACAAACCCUGUUCUACACAAGUUCACUUAAAGAAAUUUUUGAUGAGUUUCUGGGCAUGUUGGUUCACAUAAAAUAGAACUAUGUGUCAGGUUCUUCUGUCUAGGGGAUAAUCUAUGACAACAUAAGACUGUAUAGCACAAUACAAUAGACUCAACAAUACUAAUUGUGAUAAUAAAUAAUAAGUAUAAUGUUUUAAACAUAAAGAUAAAUAAUACAAGAAUUAUGAUACAACAAUACCCACACCACGUCUUCUCUUUGUCCACAAAUGCCAACCAACAGCCAAGCACUAACACAUCUGUCACUCAUCAACUGCCACACACUAACACAUGCUCUGUCACUCACCAACUGUCAGUGAAAACCUCUCAUCUUAAAACACAACAAACAAACCAAGACUACAACUAUCUACAUAAGUAGGUACCUUACACAUGACACGCACACACACAAACACAAUCAAGAAAGGUAUCAGUGAAGAACUUAACACUAAGAGGACACUGUUUAUUCUUGGGAAGAUCUUUCUGGGCAAGUUAGUUCACAUGAAAUAGAAUUAUGUGAUGAAAACAAUUUUAUUUCUUUAAGUUAGUUGUAUGACUGCUGCAUCAUCCUCAUUCCUGUUGACCGCGUGUGGGGCAUAGGGAAGCAACCACACCCUCUCUAUCAUACUCCGUUCUGGACAAUUCCUCCAAGUUUAGCCCACAUCAUUCCACUGAUUCUGCUUCACUGACUGUUGAACCCUUCCAUGUUUGUUUAGCCCUCUCUACUUUUCUCUGUUCUUGUGUAUUCCAAUCUAGUGCCUGUCAGGUGAUGUUGCUAGUUGUUUACUCAGGGUGUAUCCAGUCCAUCCCCAUUUUCACUUUGGUAUUUCAUUGCCAACAUGGUCUUGUCCAGUUUUUCUCCAUACUUCGGCAUUGGUAAUUUUUUCCAGCCACCUGAUAUUCAAUAAGCAGCAGAGGCAUGUGUUAAUAAAAGUAUGAAGUAUGUUAUUAUUAGUUUGUGUUACUCUCGACAUCUCAGAACUAUAGCUGUUAAACAGUCGUGUUUUGGAAAGUGUGGACAGUAAUCUCUACGACCAUGUUGUGUGGAGGGUGUUGAAUGCAUACCUGGCCUUGCUGAGACAGCUUUUAAUGCCCUCAUCUGCUCCUACAUCCUUGCUUACCACACUCCCUAGAUAUGUGAAGCAAUCCACCUCCGCAAUAGUUAUUUCUUGUAUUGCAAGUCGGAGCUCCUUUUUUUUUUGUUAAUCCUUAUCACCUCUGUAUGACUACUGUAUUAAUACUGCUGCAACUAUUUAAAAUUAAGCCCUAGGGGAAUUUUUUUAAUUGUUUUCAUUUUGUUUUCUUUAAAACUGUUGUGUACGUUUAGUGACAGUUACCCUGAUCUUAGAAAUAUGUUGUCACUACCAUAAAUGUUCAAAGCAUAAUUUAUGCUGUAAUGCUCAAGUUCAAACUUUAUCAUAUGAUAUAUGUAAAGUAUAAAGUGCUAAAUGUGUUUGAACAUACAUAUAUAUCCUUUGCAAUAAAGAUUAAAAGCCUCUGGUAAAAUACAUUGUAAUUCAUUGACACACAGGUUCAACAUAUAAUCUUUUUGUAAGAUUUUAAUUG
Physella acuta is the source of this 2716-nucleotide messenger RNA. RefSeq lists its product as uncharacterized. NCBI's taxonomy places the organism in Eukaryota, Metazoa, Mollusca, Gastropoda, Physidae. Gene Ontology annotation, biological process: positive regulation of hypoxia-inducible factor-1alpha signaling pathway; positive regulation of protein sumoylation. Gene Ontology annotation, molecular function: protein binding. The record is from RefSeq and is a predicted model, not a curated record.